This is a messenger RNA of Pungitius pungitius (ninespine stickleback), 1312 nucleotides long. It is a transcript of the gene trabd2b, whose product is annotated as TraB domain containing 2B. Gene Ontology annotation, biological process: negative regulation of Wnt signaling pathway. Gene Ontology annotation, molecular function: Wnt-protein binding; metalloendopeptidase activity. The transcript is spliced from 2 exons. The coding region runs from base 339 to 1148 and encodes 269 amino acids. Gene Ontology annotation, cellular component: organelle membrane; plasma membrane. The record is from RefSeq and is a predicted model, not a curated record. Lineage: Eukaryota; Metazoa; Chordata; Actinopteri; Perciformes; Gasterosteidae.
UAACUUGCGGAGCGCGCACUGCGGAAACUCUCCAGCGAGUCUUCGGCGGCUCGUGCUUCAGCUCUGCACCGAGUACAAGAAAAAAGAGAGAAAAGAAAAAAAAGGAAACUGUCCGAAAAAGUUCCAGACAGGAGGAACAAGUCCUCCAGAGCCCGGGGAUGGUCCUCCAGCGGCGCGGCACAUCUGAGCCGAGAGGCCACCGGUAACGGGCUUUUUUUUUUUUAGUUUUUCUUUGUAUUUAUUGUUAUAAUUAUUAUUAUCCCAGAGGAGUUGGACUCGGAAGAGAGAGAGACAAUCCGAGAGCUGGUUGACUCGCAGUGCCCCGUCACCUCGACACUAUGGUGCGUCUGCCGGGAUCCAGCUUGGUGCUCCUGUGCGCUCUGCUGCACACGGUGGCACCCUGGGGCGCACACCGACCGGACAGACCGAAGCAGUGCGACGCACCGCGGUCGCAACGCGACAUGAACUCCUUCCUGUGGCGGGUAAACCGCGCUCCUCCUCACCCGCCUUCCUACCUGUUCGGCACCAUCCACGUGCCCUACACGCGCGUCUGGGACUUCGUCGCCGACCGGUCCAAGCAGGCGUUCCGCAGCAGCCGCAACGUGUUCUUCGAGCUGGACCUGACCGACCCUCUGACCAUCUCCAGGCUGACCAGCUGCCAGCUGCUGCCCCACGGGGAGAACCUGCAGACGCUGCUGCCCCGAGACCUGUACCGCCGCCUCAAACGCCACCUGGACUACGUCAAGCACCGGAUGCCCCACUGGAUGACCGCCGACCAGCGCGGGCGCGGCCUGUACGCCGACUACCUGUUCAACGCCAUCGCGGGCAACUGGGAGAGGAAGAGGCCCGUUUGGGUGAUGCUGAUGGUGAACUCGCUGACGGAGUGGGACGUGCGGUCCAGGGGGACGCCCGUGCUGGACCUGUUCCUGGCGCAGGAGGCCGAGCGGCUGGGCAAGGUGACGGGGGCGGUGGAGCGGGUGGAGGAGCAGUGUCACCCCCUCAACGGGCUGAACUUCUCUCAGGUAGGAGGAGCGAAAGGAAGCGCGCCGGGCCUUCGUGGGCUCUCCUUUUUUACGCUAGAUGUGUGUGUGUGUGUGUGUGUGGUUGUGUUUGUAGUAGAGCAGCAGGGUGAGCUCCGCACAGCGUGAGAGUAAAAACAAUUUAAGGGAGGAAAAAAAAAACAAGUGAUCAAAACCUUUCAGCCGGAGACAGCUUUACGGUUAUGGAUGUCCGUCCACCUCACUGAACAAACACUCAACAGCUGAAUGCGCGGAGGGGGCCGCCGGGGCUGAGCCACGCACAUGCAGAACGC